Molecule: messenger RNA, 2109 nt
Organism: Diachasma alloeum
Lineage: Eukaryota; Metazoa; Arthropoda; Insecta; Hymenoptera; Braconidae
Gene: Sdha.2
Product: succinate dehydrogenase [ubiquinone] flavoprotein subunit, mitochondrial
Exons: 8
Coding region: 1-1965 (654 amino acids)
Biological process (GO): tricarboxylic acid cycle; mitochondrial electron transport, succinate to ubiquinone
Molecular function (GO): succinate dehydrogenase (quinone) activity; flavin adenine dinucleotide binding; electron transfer activity
Source: RefSeq, a predicted model, not a curated record
AUGUUUUUGCUGAAAGCGAUAUCUCAAAAAUUAGGGAACAAUUUGAGGCAGGAGGUACCGAGGUGCUGCCGAAUGCUGCAUAUUAAUGUCAAACCACUCGGCCAGUCGAAAUGCAAGGGAGAAGACACUAAGUAUCCUAUGAUCGACCACUGCUACGACUGCGUUAUCGUGGGGGCUGGAGGCGCCGGUCUCCGAGCGGCUUUCGGUCUUGGGAGUAAAGGCUAUCGCGUUGCCGUUGUGACGAAGCUUUUUCCAACGCGGUCGCACACGGUGGCAGCCCAGGGGGGGAUAAACGCUGCUAUCAGCAAUGCUGAAGCCGAUAACUGGUUAUUCCACAUGUACGACACCGUCAAGGGAUCGGACUGGCUCGGCGAUCAGGAUGCAAUUCACUAUUUGACGCGUGAAGCCCCGAAAGCUGUUUUUGAAUUGGAAAAUUAUGGCUGCCCAUUCAGCCGCACAGACGACGGAAAAAUCUACCAAAGAGCAUUCGGAGGGCAGUCGUUGGACUUUGGUAACGGCGGACAGGCUCACCGGACGUGUGCAGUGUCCGAUAGAACGGGACACGCACUCCUGCACACUCUCUACGGCCAGAGUCUGAAAUACGAUGUCCACUACUUCGUCGAAUAUUUCGCGCUCGAUCUCCUCAUGCAGGGGAGUCAGUGCAGGGGUGUUCUAGCUUGGGAACUCGAGACGGGAUUGAUGCAUCGCUUCAGGGCCCAUCAUACGGUCCUGGCAACUGGUGGUGCUGGCAGAUGCUUCUUCUCGUGCACUGGUGCCCACGCCUGCACUGGCGACGGUGCGGCACUGGCCUCCAGAGCGGGAUUACCCCUUCAGGACAUGGAAUUCAUUCAAUUUCAUCCAACGGGAAUUUAUGGCAGCGGAGUUCUGAUAACGGAAGGAAGCAGAGGCGAAGGGGGAAGACUGAUAAACUCCGAGGGCGAAUUUUUCAUGGAGAGAUACGCCCCCAAUGCCAAAGAUCUCGCCUCUAGAGACGUUGUUUCGCGGGCUAUUACUCUCGAGAUUUUGGAGGGAAGAGGAGUCGGCGAGAAGAAAGACCACAUGUACCUGCAGCUCCACCACCUCCCAGCGGAGACGAUUCGAUCGCGAUUGCCGGGAAUUUCGCAUCUCGCGUGGGUUUUCGCGGGGGUCAACUGCGAGAAGGAACCUAUUCCCAUUAUCCCCACAGUUCAUUAUAACAUGGGUGGAAUACCGACAAACUGGCGGGGCCAAGUGGUGACUCGUAAGAACGAGGAGGAUUGCCCGGUCGAGGGCCUCUGGGCCGCAGGUGAAGCCGCCUGCACUUCGGUCCAUGGGGCCAACAGACUUGGGGCGAAUAGUCUUCUCGAGAUCGUGGUAUUUGGAAGGGCCGCUGCCGAACACAUCGGCGAGCGCAUUCUACCGAGAAUGAAACAUCCGGACAUCCCUCAGGAUCUGGGAGAGGAAACAAUGCAGCGAUUUGACGCGACCCGUUACGCUAAAGGUAAAACGGCUGUCGCAGAACUGCGAGAAGAAAUGCAGAGGACGAUGCAGCAGUUCUGUGGAGUCUUCAGGACUUGUGCAAUACUGCAGAGAGGGUGCAGGGAAAUGACGAGACUUUACACAUGCGUUUUACCCGACAUUAAGGUACAAGACGACUCUCUAAUCUGGAACACAGAGUUGGUGGAGGCAUUAGAGCUGCAGAACAUGAUGCUGUACAACAUGCACACGGUAUUCGCAGCUGAGAACCGAAAAGAAUCGCGCGGGGCGCACGCACGUGACGAUUACCCCGACCGAAUCGAUGAGUACGACUACAAAAAACCGAUCGAGGAGCAAGCCAGACGACCGCUGAUGGAGCACUGGAGGAAGCACACACUGACUUGGGCCCUGGAUGACGGCUCGAUGUGCAUUUCAUACCGUCCGGUUAUUGACACGACCCUCGACGAAGAAGAGGCGAAGCACGUGCCCCCAGCAAUACGCGCAUAUUAAUUAAUUGUCUUGUUCAAACGAGAUGCACUUCGAAUCAAUCAUAUUCAACUGGUCGAGGAGCGGAUAGCUAUGGAGUCAAUGCAAAUCGAAUCUGUCGUGACCCCCGGGGGUGCCUCAGUAUCAACUGAUUCACCUCUCAAUUAU